This is a messenger RNA of Lasiodiplodia theobromae, 930 nucleotides long. RefSeq lists its product as uncharacterized. Gene Ontology annotation, molecular function: DNA binding. Gene Ontology annotation, biological process: regulation of DNA-templated transcription; aflatoxin biosynthetic process. NCBI's taxonomy places the organism in Eukaryota, Fungi, Ascomycota, Dothideomycetes, Botryosphaeriales, Botryosphaeriaceae. The record is from RefSeq and is a predicted model, not a curated record. Bases 1 to 930 code for a protein of 309 amino acids. Gene Ontology annotation, cellular component: nucleus. The transcript has a single exon.
AUGCCGAGGAAACGGACUCCCAAGCAGCCACCGCCGCCGCAGAUCGAGCCGUACCCAACUCCGCCAGAGGAGUUUCAAACACCUCAAUCGUCAAUAACCCACGAUGCUCACACACCGCGCACAUCCGGGACGGACGCCGGCACUCUGGCGAGCAGUCCAGACGAGCGCAUGCCAUCUGAAAUCUCCAUGUUCGACUUCUCCCAGUUCGCUGACUUCGAGCCGUCCUUCUCUCCGGUGGACUUUGGCUUCUUCGGAUCGCCCGCCACGCAGCUGCAACAUCAUCCCGACGCCGCAGCACAGGAGCCACCAACCAACAUACUGGCGCCAGCCCCAGUCCUGGAAACACCACGAGCCGCGCACAUAGCAGACGGCCACAACAACAACAAGCACGGCUGCUCGCCGUUCCAAUCCUCAUCCAGCUGCCUCGACGUGCUCAACCGCACGCUGCGCGACCUGCAGCAAAGCCCCGUCGAGGGCAAGACGCUGGACCACGUGCUGCGGCUCAACCGGGCGCUGCUGAGCGUGGUGCGGACGGUCAUCGAGUGCGACGCGGCGCACCACCCGUCGUUCGACUUCACCGUCUACUUCUGCCUCAACAAGCUCAUCACGACGUACCACGAAGCGCUGUACAUGCCGUGCUGCGCGUCGUCGGUGCAGUUCGGGUCGUACGUCGUCAACGUCGAGGACCAGCUGGCGUUGAAGUGUCAGAUGAUCCUGAUCGACGUCAGGAAGAUAACGGCGCUGCUGGACCGGCUGCAGGCCAAAGCGCGGCAGCGGGAGGAGGAGGAUCGGCUGGGGCAGCAGACUGGUGGUGGUGGUGCUGUGGGGAGGACAAGUAGUCGUUGCAGGCGGCAGUGUCAGUUCUUACACCGCUUUGCGAGGAAUGAGGUGGAUCGUGUCACGAAACAUAUACGGUUAUUGGGGGGAUGA